ACAUCUGUCAAAAUAGUCCCUGGCAUGGCUCACUAGUCAAAACAAAUGUUCUAGUCAAUUUUCGGAUGUUUUUCAUUUUAUAAAUUCAAAGUUCAAACAGAUUCAUAUUACAUACCACCUCCGUCAGCGAAAAUGUACUUCAAAUGAUCUACUAAAUUAAAACAUCAAGUGCCUGUUAAGAAAAUAAAUUCCUAGUGAAAACCAAACAAAAACAUGACUUCUAAAUCUGAAGAUAAAAUAAGAAAAUCUGGACAAUCAAUAGAAACGCUUGUAAAGCUAAAAGAUGAAGAUUGGAGUACAACACCUGAAUUUAUCUACGGUGGGCCCUUUAUUACAAAGGGUACAACUUCCCCAUUCAUGAAUACCGCCACUCCAAUAAAUCUGCAGUUACAAGGAACCUUUAAAAAGAGCUUCGCGUAUUACUCACUAAAGGAUCGAUUGCCUGUUAUUAUCACCAAGAUCAUCGACAGUUUGUCCAGAGGAGGGGCCAAGGGCAAAGGCAGUGACGAAGAUGUUCGCAACUAUAUACAGUACCUGACCGAGCUGAAAAGUGAUUUGAUCACCAACAAACAGUACAAACUCCUCACCGUGGACACUCCUGAAGCCAAGAGAUGGAACCAAUGGAUCGAGGACUCUCCCAACCAAUAUUACUUCACCAAUACCUGGGUUUUCACGGAAUGCUACGUGUAUCGGAGGAUCAGAGAAGGUUGUGAAUUGAACAAAGGCCUGAUAAAUUUCGAUCCGUUUGAAGAACAAAAGGCGAAAUCUUUUAGUAACAGCUUGGAGCCGAUGUGUGUUGUGGCUGAGAAAGUGAUAACGAUGCUUGAUCCAAGCGAAAAGGAUAAAAGGAAAGCUGACUUCAUCAUGUUACUCAAGAUAUGUCUAUGGUCGAACAAAUGCGAUCUCUCUUUGUCCAUGGGUGAGGAAGUGACGCUAAAGAACGAAGGAGUCCCGAAAAGUCCUUCCAAGGACCUUGUGGAUCCUAUUCAGAUGAUUAUUGACCUCAAAGAUAAGAUUCUUGUGGAUGAUUCUUCCAAAAUAGUUGACCAAGUAGUUUCGAGAUCAGAGGCUAUCUUGAAAAUUAUGGAUGAGAACACAUCAUACCGGAAAUGCAGUUGCCACAGAUUGGCGACAUUAGCUGCCGUGCCUCAGUGUAAACCCGAAGAAGCUCCUCCAGCACCAACUGAGAAUCCAGAAGACAACCCCACGCCAGAAGGAGAGGAGCCACCAAAACCGAAAUCCUGCCCAGCGAAGGUCACAAAGCCUCUGAAUCUUAUGUUCGAUAUUGUGUGCGACAACGCCGGCUACGAGUUGUUCAGUGAUCUCUGCCUGGCACACUUCCUUAUCUCGCAAAAGAUUGCAAAUAAGAUUAGAUUCCACGUGAAGAGCAUACCAUGGUUCGUUUCUGACGUCACGCCCAAAGAUUUCGAUUUUGUGAUCAAUUCGUGCGUGAACGGAUGUUUCGAGAAAGUAGUCAAGGUGGAACCGAAACCAGCAGCGUCGGAAGGGCAGCCACCGGAAGAAGAAGCGCCACGCGUGAUCAACGCAGACGCUCUGAAGCUACUUGGUCAGACCUGGGCGAACUUCGUGGCUGAUGGGACCUUUGUUGUCCUGUGCGAUGACUUUUGGACGUCGCCGCACACCUUCAAAGACAUGAAGAAGAUCCAGCCGUAUCUAUACAGGGACCUUCAGUUCGCCGUCGCGGUUCUCUUCAAGGGAGACCUCAACUACAGGAAGCUGCUGGGGGAGAGGAACUGCAACCCCUCGCUGGGAUUCGAACCCGCACUACAAGGAUUCCUACCAGCGCCUGUGAUAGCACUGCGCACUGUGAAAGCUGAUCUGAUAUGCGGACUGCCCAAAGGCAAGUGGGAACAGCUCAAUAAAAUUGAUCCGAAGUGGAUGGAGAAGGGAGAUUACGGAGUGAUACAGUUCUGCGGCAAAUGCGAGCCGCUAAAGGUGUUUGACCGGCCGUGUGCCUUAUACGGGGACACGUGCCGCGGAAUCAAGUGCUUCUAACUGGCAACAUCAGCUACAGCGGAAUUCAUUAGUUACAAAUUCAAAUCACGGCUAUGGAACAUGGACAUCAAAAAUAACGGAUAUGGUACCCUAUGCACACUAAAAAUCAGAAAAUAUAGUUUUUGAUUGUUACAUUAUUUUAUUAAAAUAAAUUUAUACAAUAUUUAA
Messenger RNA from Leptidea sinapis, 2184 nucleotides. Its product is annotated as damage-control phosphatase ARMT1-like. The transcript has 16 exons. Lineage: Eukaryota; Metazoa; Arthropoda; Insecta; Lepidoptera; Pieridae. Bases 214 to 2016 code for a protein of 600 amino acids. The record is from RefSeq and is a predicted model, not a curated record. Gene Ontology annotation, molecular function: phosphatase activity. Gene Ontology annotation, biological process: DNA damage response. Gene Ontology annotation, cellular component: nucleus; cytoplasm.